Culex quinquefasciatus (southern house mosquito) is the source of this 967-nucleotide messenger RNA. RefSeq names its product 60S ribosomal protein L13 (gene RpL13). The record is from RefSeq and is a predicted model, not a curated record. Gene Ontology annotation, molecular function: structural constituent of ribosome; RNA binding. The transcript is spliced from 3 exons. NCBI's taxonomy places the organism in Eukaryota, Metazoa, Arthropoda, Insecta, Diptera, Culicidae. Gene Ontology annotation, cellular component: cytosolic large ribosomal subunit; ribosome. The coding region runs from base 137 to 796 and encodes 219 amino acids. Gene Ontology annotation, biological process: translation.
ACAGUGCGCAUUUCCGCCUGGCGCCAACUGUCAUAGCUCUGUCUCUUUCGCCCGUUCUCUCUCUUUUCCGGCCUGUACGGUAGUUGUGUGAACACAUUUUUAUCGAGGGCCCCGAGGAUAACCAAACUCGACCAAGAUGGUGAAGGGAAAUCAUAUGAUAUCUAAUGGCCACUUCCACAAGUACUGGCAGCGGCACAUCCGGACCUGGUUCAACCAGCCCGCCCGGAAGUACCGCCGCAGGCAGAACCGCAUCAAGAAGGCUAAGGCGGUGUUCCCCCGGCCGGCUGCCGGUCCGCUGCGCCCGGUCGUGCGUUGCCCGUCCGCCCGCUACAACACCAAGAUCCGCCCGGGACGUGGAUUCACCCUGGCCGAGCUGAAGGGUGCCGGUCUGACCAAGGGCUUCGCGCAAACCGUCGGCAUCGCCGUCGACCCGCGCCGCCAGAACAAGUCGGUCGAGAGCCGCCAGCAGAACAUCCAGCGGCUGAAGGAGUACCGCAGCAAGCUGAUCCUGUUCCCGAUCCACCCGAAGAAGAAGCUGCGCAAGGGCGAAGCGACCGAGGAGGAGCGCAAGCUGGCGACCCAGGUCCGCGGCCCGGUGCUGCCGAUCGUCAACGAGAAGCCCGCCGUCGAGUUCCGCCCGAUCACCGACAAGGAGAAGAAGUUCUCGGCGUUCCUGGCGGUGCGUCAGGCCCGUCUGCACGCGCGCCACUUUGGGGCCCGCGCCAAGAAGGCCAAGGAGAACGCCGAGAACGAGGCGAACCCGGCCGCGGCCACCGAGAAGAAGAGCAAGAAGUAAAACGUUGACUUACUGAUUUGUCUCUGAACGCUUCCGGUGUGUACCAUUUUACUGAUUACUUUCUUCUUUUUUCAAUUCGCGUCGUCGUCGUCGUGUAAGUGAGUGCAAAACAGCUGCAGGAUGGAAUAAAUACUAAUGCGUGUUGGGAUGAGCAUUUCCAAUUACCCUAAA